AGGGAUUAUAAAACGAAGCCAAGACUUCGCUGCUUGAUGCGCAGCGCCGGGAAGUGAUAUGAAGACAUCGCCGGCGGUGCGAUGGCCAGGGGAGGGGUAGAUUGGGUUAGGGGAGUUAAAUGGUUCUCUUACAAGAGGAUAUUCAUCGGCGUCUGCUGUGUGAAUGUAUUUCUUUCUAUCUUCCUUCUGCGUUCGCUUUAUAGUUCUUACUUUGCGUCUUCCUCGUCUUCUACCGACCAAGAUGGUGUUUUUAGUGAAGAACAGAUUAAGAGAUUUGAAGAGUCGAUUCGGAUCCGUCAGGCAUUAGAACCUGUGGAACUUGUUAGAUUAGCUAAGAAGGUGAAGAAGGAAUUGAAGAGCGGAAAAAAGGGUUUCAAACUGUCAAAAUCAGUAAAUCAGAAAUUGGCGCUUGAGAUUCUUGCAAGGUUGAAAGGUUCGGGGUCUUCUGUUAAUCUGACUAAGCAGCGAGAAGUGGUAGAAUUGUGGCGUGUUGAGAAGAUAGAUGAAAUCAAGAGAUUGUCAGUUGCAAAUUCAACCAAGGAUAGCAUUCCUUCAAAAGCAACGAAGAAGCUGAAAAUAGUUUUGGAACUUCAUUGGCAGAAGUUCUUGGAGGGAAUUGGUUUUUGGCUGCCUUCUGUUGUUACCAACACUUUUCUGGAUGAUAAACCUGAUACUGCAGACGAGCUAGAAGAAGAAAUAAUUCCCGGGCGGUCAAUGCCACCCGAAUGUCAUACUGAACUGCAUACUGAUUAUGCUGGCGCUGCUGUGAGAUGGGGCCUUACUCACCACACAGAAAGUGCUGCAGACUGUUGCCAAGCUUGCCUGGACCAGGCCAAAAGUGCAAAACCUGGAGGAAUGAAGUGCAAUAUCUGGGUUUACUGCCCAUCAGAGUAUGGAUGUUAUUCUCCAGACAUUUAUGAACAUAAACAUCAAGAAUGCUGGCUUAAACAGGAUGAGAAACCUCGCCUGAGUUUCAAACAUAAGUACUCCGAAUCCUACAGGAGCUCUCACCCAACCGCACCGGUCGCCGUCCCGUGGAUGUCCGGCGUAAUUAGUAGAUGAAUUGGCCUCAUAACUUGGUGCCGAAACGCUACCGUUCCUCCCUGAAGGUUGGCCUUCAUUCAACCUCCACAAUCUUUUUUUUAACCAGCAAGCCCCCAGCAUUUUGCAAACUGACCCCUUUUUCUUAAGAAAAAAAAUUCCAGAAAAGUUUGCCUUUUGUGCAUGGGAGGCUUAAAACUCUUUGAUAAUUCUUCAGUUAAACAGUUUAUGAUUUAUAGAAAUAAUAUAUUUAGAUUUGAUGCAAUUUUGAUUGAACUUCUCUCUGUUCAUCAG
Molecule: messenger RNA, 1335 nt
Organism: Phalaenopsis equestris
Lineage: Eukaryota; Viridiplantae; Streptophyta; Magnoliopsida; Asparagales; Orchidaceae
Exons: 7
Coding region: 82-1062 (326 amino acids)
Source: RefSeq, a predicted model, not a curated record